Drosophila hydei is the source of this 779-nucleotide messenger RNA. RefSeq lists its product as uncharacterized. The coding region runs from base 97 to 444 and encodes 115 amino acids. The record is from RefSeq and is a predicted model, not a curated record. NCBI's taxonomy places the organism in Eukaryota, Metazoa, Arthropoda, Insecta, Diptera, Drosophilidae. The transcript has 2 exons.
AUAUUGAAUAAAACGCCGAAUAAAACAAACUGUUUUGGCACUUAAAUUAUUUGUAAACCUAUUCCAAAUCAAUAACAACAAAAAAAAAUAAUUAGAAUGGACGCUACUAAGGAUCAAGGCUUGGUCAUCAAGAUGGCACAAAAAAACAAGGAAACGCAAACAGUUAAAAUAGGUGGUGGCAAUUGGUUUGCUGUCCCACCAAAUGGAGCUGGACAUGAGUUCAAUCAAAUGCCCGCGUUCAGCCGGAUCUCCUGGCAGUUCUACAAGGAUCGCGAGGAGGAGCUCUACCGUCGUGCCUGCCAGCUGAAAGGCAUUCGAGUGCAGCGCGAGGAGGAGGACGACUCGAUUGGCUCUGAGGAGGAGCCGUCCAAGGCACACUAUCGUUACACCUUAGAUGAGAUGAAAAGCUACAAUCCCUAUCGUUUUAUUAAUCUAAAAAUGUAAAAAAAAACUACAUCAACUACAUCAGCAGCAGCAGCAACUACAACAACAAAUGCAUCUAACAAUUAGGCAACAGCAAAUACCACACUUUCAGGCAGAAUAUAACCAACAACACCACCACCACCAACAGACACCACCACCACCACCAUAACCAUAUCGACAUCCAAGUUACACACUACACAAGUUGAGUCUGUUGCCCCUAAUGACUCGAUGUUUUUACACUUUUAUGAUUUCAUAUUUAACAGAGCACACAUAGGAUCACAUGUGUUAAAUGCUUGUACUCUUUCAUGUUUAAAACAAUUGAUGAUUGUUCAUAAAUGGUUAUUUGACCAAACCAA